Messenger RNA from Synchiropus splendidus (mandarinfish), 6729 nucleotides. It is a transcript of the gene cntnap2a, whose product is annotated as contactin associated protein 2a. The transcript is spliced from 27 exons. The record is from RefSeq and is a predicted model, not a curated record. Bases 115 to 4161 code for a protein of 1348 amino acids. Lineage: Eukaryota; Metazoa; Chordata; Actinopteri; Syngnathiformes; Callionymidae.
GAAAGAGGGGAGUCAGUGUUGCUCUCCUCCAUUCCUCAGCUGAGAACCGCUUGUGACGGACCGUCUCGGGCUCUGUCCUCCCCCGCUGAACUGCUCUCCUCACCGGCUACGAAGAUGCAGCGGCACCGUCCUGUCGGGACUAUGACGUUGUAUUUUCCGGCGCUUUUUUGGAUUCUCAGUCACGUCCACGGCGCGCACGGAGCUUUGCCAACAACCCCAAAGUGUGACGAGCCACUAGCGUCUCCUCUGCCUCACACUGCGUUCACCAGCUCGUCUGUCUUCUCCAAUGGAUACGCACCCGGUUACGCCAAACUCAACCGCCGUGGAGGCGCUGGCGGAUGGUCUCCCUUGGACAGCGACCACUACCAGUGGCUCCAGGUGGACCUAGGAUCCAGGAAGCAAAUCAGUGCCAUAGCAACCCAGGGUCGCUACAGCAGCUCAGACUGGACCACGAGAUACCGCCUUCUCUACAGCGACACCGGGAGAAACUGGAAGCCAUACCACCAAGAUGGCAACAUUUGGGCAUUCUUCGGUAACUCAAAUUCUGAGAGUGCAGUUCGCCACGAGCUGCAGCAGGGAAUUGUGUCCCGAUUCCUGCGGCUGGUCCCCUUGGAAUGGAGCGAAGAAGGGCGGAUUGGACUGCGAAUAGAAGUCUAUGGCUGUUCAUACUGGUCGGAUGUGAUCAACUUUGAUGGACAAGGAGUGAUCUCAUAUCGUUUUAAGGUUAAGAAGAUGAAGAUCAUUAAAGAUGUGAUCGCGCUGAGGUUCAAGACUUCAGACAGCGAGGGAGUGAUUCUCCACGGGGAAGGACAGCAGGGAGACUACAUCACCCUGGAACUGAGAAAGGCCAAACUGCUGCUGCAGAUUAAUUUGGGAAGCAACCAGUACGGAUCCAUUUUGGGCCACACCUCCGUCACCACCGGCAGCCUCCUGGACGAUAACCACUGGCACACUGUGGUGAUCGAGCGCUACAGACGCAACGUGAACUUCACUUUGGAUCGGCACACGCAACACUUCAGAACCAACGGGGAGUUUGAUCACCUGGACUUGGACUAUGAGUUGAGUUUUGGUGGGAUGCCUUACAGCGGGAAGCCAGUGGGAGGAAGCAGGAAGAACUUUAAAGGCUGCAUGGAGAGCAUCAACUACAACGGAGACAACAUCACUGACCUGGCCAGGAGGAAGAAGCUUGACACAUCGAGCUUUCGCAACCUUUCCUUCUCAUGCGUGGAGUCGCAUUCUUUCCCAGUCUUUUUCAAUGCCACCAGCUUCCUGCAGCUGCCCGGUCGAACCAAUCACAACUCGGUGUCUGUCGGCUUCCAGUUCCGUACGUGGAACACAGACGGACUGCUGCUCUUCAGCAAUCUGGACGACGGUACUUUGGAAAUAUCACUGGAGGACGGCAAGAUACUGGUUCACAUUAAUGUGACGAAGGCAUCCAAAAACCUCCGGUCCGACCUAUCGUCAGGUCCAGGCUUGAACGACGGCCAGUGGCAUUCAGUGCGACUGGUGGCGAAGGAGAACUUUGCAAUGUUGACGGUAGAUGAUGAUGAGGGAUCUGCUGUUCGCUCCAACUCACCCAUAUCCAUCACCACAGGAGGAACUUAUCACCUUGGAGGUUAUUUUCUUCAAACGUUGUUCCCGCCCUCCCAGCGCUCAUUCCAGGGAUGCAUGCAAGCCAUCCUCAUCGAUGACCAGCCCGCCGACCUGCAAGCUGUCGAAAAAGAUGGUGUCGGUGUGUUUGAGAACGUCAGCUUGGACAUGUGUGCCAUCAUCGAUAGGUGUAUGCCGAACCACUGCGAACACGGAGGUCGCUGCAGACAGACAUGGGACAGUUUCACCUGCACUUGUGAUGGGACUGGGUACACCGGUGCAACCUGCCACACAUCCAUCUAUGAGCAAUCAUGUGAGGCCUACAAGCACUUGGGCAAGUCAUCUGACAUUUACUGGAUUGAUCCUGAUGGCAGUGGACCACUUGGCCCUUUAAAAGUCAACUGCAACAUGACAGUGGACAAAGUCUGGACCAUAGUCACAAACAACCUGCCACCUAAAACAACUGUAACAGGAUCCAGCAGAGAGAGGCGGACCAUUCUCCAGGUCAACUACAGCGCCUCAGUGGACCAGGUGACAGCCAUCACCACCAGCGCAGAAUACUGUGAGCAGCAAAUCGUCUACAGCUGUCGCAUGUCCAGACUACUCAACACCCCAGAUGGGACCCCCUACACGUGGUGGGUUGGCAGGGGCAGUGAGAAGCACUUCUACUGGGGAGGCUCAGGCCCCGGCAUCCAGAAAUGUGCCUGUGGCAUUGACAGGAACUGCACUGAUCCGAAAUAUGACUGCAACUGCGAUGCCGACCAGAGCCAGUGGAGGGAAGACGCGGGUCUACUCGUUUAUAAGGAGCAUUUGCCGGUCAGCCAGGUUGCAGUGGGAGACACCAACAGAGCGGGCUCUGAGGCCAAACUGACAGUUGGGCCUCUGCGCUGUCAGGGAGACAAUGACUUCUGGAACGCCGCUUCUUUCACCACUCCAUCGUCGUACCUGCACUUUGCCACCUUCCAGGGAGAAACCAGCGCCGAUAUCUCCUUCUAUUUCAAGACCAGCGCACCAUACGGCGUCUUUAUGGAAAACCUGGGAAACACAGACUUCAUUCGUCUGGAGCUCAAAUCUCCAAAGGUGGUCUCUUUUUCCUUUGAUGUUGGGAACGGACCAGUGGAGUUAACAGUGGAGUCAGCGACUCCUCUCAACGAUGACCAGUGGCACAGAGUGAUGGCUGAGCGGAACGUCAAAGAGGCCGUCCUCCAGCUGGAUCAGACCUAUCAGGCGUCUCGUCUGGCUCCUGCACAAGGGCACACUCGGCUGGAGCUGUUCAGCCAGCUCUAUGUGGGGAAACCAGCAUCGCUCACCUGCCAAGACAGUGCGGCAGGCGGCCAGAGGGGAUUCCUGGGCUGCAUCCGAGCCCUCAGGAUGAAUGGUAUAACCCUGGACCUGGAGGAGAGGGCCAAGGUCACACCGGGAGUAAAGCCGGGUUGUCAGGGCCACUGCACCAGCUACGGGAUGUACUGCAGGAAUGGAGGAAAGUGUGUGGAGAAGUACAACGGAUACUUGUGUGACUGCUCCCACACGGCCUACGAUGGUCCCUUCUGCACUCGUGAAGUCGGAGGCUUCUUCGAAGCAGGAACGUUGGUGAAGUACAACUUUGUGACAGAAGGACAAGCAGCAGGUGCUACCAAAGAUCCAAACAUCCAGAUGCACCAGCUGACGCCACGAGAAGUCAAUUUAACCAAGGAGGAAGUGGCGUUUAGUUUCAGUACGUCAAGCGCUCCGGCUAUCCUGAUGUACGUGAGUUCCAGGACGCAGGACUAUAUGGCAGUGGUACUGAGACAUAAUGGUUCUCUGCAGGUGCGCUAUAACUUGGGAGGCCUGAAAGAACCAUUCUCCAUCGAUGUGGACCAGAGGAACCUGGCCAACGGUCAGCCACACAGCAUUAAUAUGUCUCGUGUUGACAGGAGCAUCAGCAUCCAGCUGGAUCAUUAUCCUCCGGCCACCUACUUCCUCCCUGAUGCCUCCGACACAAAGUUCAACCUGGUUAAGACUGUGUUUUUGGGGAAAGUAUUUGAAACGGGACACAUAGAUCCUGUGCUGAUAGAUCGCUAUAACUUUCCUGGUUUCAUCGGCUGCCUGUCCCGGGUGGAGUUCAACGGAAUUGCCCCCCUCAAGGCCGCGCUGCGAAACAAGACUCAGAAACUAACAGCGGGCGAGACAGAAACACAUUCGGCCGCAUCCUCACCAGUGUCCUUCCAGGGUAAACUGGUGCAUUCCAACUGUGGGUCGUCGCCUCUCACCAUUCCUCCAAUGUCGGCUGCUACAGACCCUUGGCGUCUGGACAACGCAGAUGCAGAGUUUCCCUUCAACGAGGAGCGCGUCAUUCCUGAUGGAGUCAACAGAGACUCAGCCAUUAUUGGGGGGAUCAUCGCCGUGGUGAUCUUCACCAUCUUGUGUACUCUGGUGUUCCUGAUUCGCUACAUGUUCCGUCACAAAGGCACGUACCACACAAAUGAGGCUAAAGGUCAGGGGGAGUCCGCUGCAGAGUCAGCGGACACGGCCAUCAUCGGUGCAGAAAACCCAGAAACCAUCGAGGAAUCAAAGAAGGAGUGGUUCAUCUAGGAGCCGGCACCUUGACUUCAGACACGAAAUUGAUCUUCAGGUCACGAGUUGCCACAGCGCCAGGGAUGUUUUAAUAUAAAGACCAGCCAGAGGAGGAACCUGGAAAGGUCAUGGAACUGGACAAUGAUUUCCUUGAGAAGUCAAAGACAUGUACAUUGUUCUUUAUUAUAUAAGUUUGUUUUGAUUUUUAUAUAUAUCCAGAGAAGAGAGGAUGGACUGAAAAUGUAUAUACUGACGGGCUUGUCCUUCUUUGUUGUGGAAGGUCUCAGCCGUUUGCAGAAGUUUAUGAGUAAUUAUAUUACUGGGUAGCUCAGACUCCACCCAACAGUCUGUUGUGCUUCAUUUGAUUUUUGUAACAAAACUCUAAUGUCAAAAAUGAUCAGAUCAUUACGCCAAACUGGUUUAAUCUAUUGUUAAUAUUGUGUUUGCAUCAUGUCGCUGCAUCCAUGCAGGAAGUGGAACCUGAUGUCCAGAGUUUAUUUGUAAAUAUAUUUUCUGUUGUUUUUUUUUUUCCUUCCCAAAGAUUUUUGUUCAGAUGAUGAAAAAAAUAUUGAUCCGUCACAGAUCUAUAUCGCCCUGAUACAUGUAUGAAAGUUUUAUGUUGAGCUAUCACGGUGUUUUGAGAGGUUUGAUAUCACUAGAAAUGAUUGUUGUUGAAAUCUCAUGGCAGCUUUUUUUCUUGGCUUGAAUCAGGUUUGCAUAAAAGUAUUAAUAUAUUUGCCAAACACAUGAGUCUUAAAUCAUCCUGUAAAUCAACUUGAGGGCUUGUGUGUGGGCACUGAUACAGACUAGGUUUUAUGAGACAUUCAGAUUAAAUCAUGACGUGCAGCAAGGCAUUGGAAAAGUUUAACCUGUACUGAGGAACAAUAAUAUUUGGUUGCUGUGCCUUCUUGUCUCUUCUUACUUAAACAGAAUUGUGUGAAGAAUUGAUCUGCUUGUGCAACAGUGCAGGAGUCAAGCAAUUGUUUCCCUUUUCCACUCGAACAAAGUCUUGUUUACAGGGCUUGUGCAGCAACAUUUAGUGUCAAAAUUUCAACGGAGGUCAAAACAAUCACCCAAAGAAGCAUUCUGAAGUCUCGUAUCAGGUGUCUGUACGAGACUGAAGUAAAGAAGUGGAUCAUCAGGAAUUCAUUUUACAGUCCAUUUCUCUUUCGAUGGGGAUCAACGUUCUAUUAGCAUAUUAAAGCUUAACUUUCAAAGCCUCUGCAGCCACUUCUGACACAAAACCCCGAACGUUCUCCAGAGAAUUUCCAGCUGACUAUCAUGAAAAGCAGAUCCAGAGAGUGACAGUACUUUUGACUUUUAUGAAAGAGGACAAAUCGAAGUGCAGAAUGUGGGUCAUCACGCACCUGGAAGCUGGUUCUGUCCUAAGUAUUGAGUUCUUAUAUGAGCUAGCUUUUACAUUUCAGCAUUGUCAACUGAGUCAGCCGUUCCAAGUGCUGCUGUUGAAUGAACACAGAAACCUAACCUUGCGGUGCUAGCUAAUCAAAUGCCUGAAGAGAGAAGCCAGUCUACCCCCCUUCUACGCCCCUCCUUCGGCCACCUACUCGAACUUUACUGACAGACAGCGAAACCUAAUAUGACACCAGUAUGCGAAAUAGUGAAAGGAAAACGAGGAUGCCUGGUCAGCCCAUAUCUUACUGUAUCAUAUCUACUGGUUGUUUCCUCUUGCAUCAAAGAUCUUAUCCUCCAGGUAGCUAUCAUUUUGAUGGUGGGAAACAGUUAAUGUUGAUGGUGUCACAUGUGAAUUUUGCCUUCGUGUUUGUCAACGAACGAAUGCCGUAAAACAUGACUUUUUCCCCAACGAGACGCCUGAUCAAGUCAUGAUCUAACAAACCUGUUCCUUCAUGGCCUCUUGGUGCCAUAUUUAGUGUGAGAGUGGAGAGCAGAUGGUACAAUCUUGUGCCUUGUGUCUUUACAUCACAAACAAAAACAUCAGUCACCAGUGAUGCUGCUCUCACUGAACCCAAACACUACGCUGAACAGAACCACAAUAGUCGUCUGGUGAGCCUCUAAAGGUCAGACAGUUCUCUUUUUAAGGCUGUAUGUUGACUGUUGAGAGGAUUAUUAUGACUGUAAAUAUGACUCUCCUGGAGAGUCGAUCUAUUGUAGCAUCUGGGUUUGCACUCUGUCUGAGAUGAGGUUUCCCCACAGUCUGGCUGCUGUUCUGUGAUCUUAAGUUUGAUUUGCUCCUGAAAUGUUUCACAAUAAUCCAACCGUCAUCGACCUCCGCCAUCCUACCACCGGUGUCAUUGCUGUUCAUUUGAACAAGGCUGUUUCAGGACAGGAUCAUUUCAGCUGCUAAAUGUUCUGUUCUAACAUGAAUUUGCUUGUUUCCUCGUAUGUGUGGUCGGACGCUUACACGGCAGCCUUUAUAACAUGUAUAAGCUCUGUGAAGAAAAGUCUUGACUGGACUGUAUUUUCCAUUUUCUAACUGUAUUGCUUAAAACUCAAGCAAAAGUACUCUAUCAGCCCUCAAUGUGGUUUAACUUUUGGUGUUGGAAUUAUUAACUGAGUUACCAUAAUCCAAUUGUUUUUGCGUUCAGUUCAAUUGAGUCCAAUAAACUA